Chelmon rostratus (copperband butterflyfish) is the source of this 3403-nucleotide messenger RNA. Its product is annotated as tumor necrosis factor receptor superfamily member 5. The transcript is spliced from 11 exons. The record is from RefSeq and is a predicted model, not a curated record. Gene Ontology annotation, molecular function: CD154 receptor binding; antigen binding. The coding region runs from base 143 to 1177 and encodes 344 amino acids. NCBI's taxonomy places the organism in Eukaryota, Metazoa, Chordata, Actinopteri, Chaetodontiformes, Chaetodontidae. Gene Ontology annotation, cellular component: external side of plasma membrane; CD40 receptor complex. Gene Ontology annotation, biological process: inflammatory response; positive regulation of isotype switching to IgG isotypes; B cell activation.
GGUAAGGAAACAGUGACACAGAGGAUGGGUAGAGUGAGUGAGAGGACAGAGAGAAAGAAAGAAGGAGUCACACCUUGAGGAAGUUAACCAAACAACAGAAGGAGAACAAAUACGCAUAAUUUUGAAGGAUGGGACUGGUGCAAUGUUUUGUGAUUGUCUUGAUGUUAUCUGCACACUUGGUGCUCACCUUGCCGCAGGGCUGACCCGCGUUUACACUAUGGGUGGCAGAACGUGUAAAAUGUGCCCUGCAGGUGAGUUUCAGAAGUCUUGUACAGAGUGUGAGCCCUGUCCUCCUGGAAGAUACACUACUGAGUGGAACCGAGAAGACAGCUGCCAUUUCUGCUACGGAGACUGCAGACCAGAUUACCAUCUGAAGGUGGUUCAGAACUGCACCAGCAAGUCCGAUGUGAAGUGCAUCUGUGAGCCGGGUUAUAGAUGCACUGAGAUGGUCUCCUUGUCAGAAAACUGCAAAUACUGUGCAAAGAUCCAGGAAACAACCACAACUGAGGCAGCAACCGUUAUCUCAGGCAGAGAUAAACACCCGCCUUCCUCAACUUCCUCAGGACAUAGCAGCACUCCUGCCAAACCCUGCCGAUUUCCCAACUGUGGCCCUCAGUCAGUCCCUGUGGCAGGAAAUGGCACACAUCUCAAAACAGACAAGGUGAGCGGUCAGCUUGCAGCCAUCUUGUGUCCAGUGGUUGCCAUGGGUUGCGUGGCCCUUGUGAUCCUGUUCUUCAUUUGUCGCCCCAGAAAUGAGUCAUGUUUCAAACAAGCUCUUGCAUUGCUGGUAUGCAGUGAGGGAGGUAGAGAUGCUUCGCACAAGUCGAAGGAGCCAACUCAUCAGUUCCCCAGAGACUCAUUCAGUUCAAAGCAGCAGCCAUCAUCCCUUUCAGCAGCCAAUCUGGGUCCAGUCCAUGUUCACAAUCCGGGGACGGUCAUCUUUAGCUUGCUUAGUCAGUUUACUGGCCAAGUUGGUCCAACAAUUGAAGGUGGGAAGGCGGCUGAGAAAGUGAGCGGUGAAGACGAAGAUGAGAGAGACUGCCCUGUGUUUCAUCCCGCAUCUUCUCCCAGCAUUCAUUUCUCAGAGGAGGAGAGGAACAGCGAGAUCGACAGCAUUUUCUUUCCCUCCCAGGAGCAGGGGAAGGACUGCCACGUGUCCAAAGAGGAGGCGCUAUGAUGCAACGUAAAAAUCUCAGAAGAUUUGUGACGGUGGUCAUGAUGGUGUCCAGACUGAUCCGAAAAACAUUCUUUUAAAAGGAAGGAACCGUAACACUGAAACCACAGAUGAGUGUGGAGCAGAUUUUACUUCCGCUGGCAAACUGUGAAUCACAGUGUUGUACAUAGAUAAUUUUAUCUGCAGGUUCUGGGAAAACUUGGUGAUCGGUGCACACCAGAAACUUUACUAAGACCAGCUGGAAGGUGAUCUCCUUUUUAAGUUAUAAUUUAAAAGGCCAUGUAAAUACUCUUUAAUAAGCUCUGUCAGCUCUCUCUAAACUGUUGGACCUCAAUGUUUAAUGUUUUGCAUCAAUUAGACAUUUUUAUCACAAUAAAAUUUUAUUUAUAGUUAAAAAAGGACGAAGUAGAAAAGCAUCAAGCAUCAAGUUAAAAACAUUCACAUAUAUGUAUAAUCCGAUUGUGGAAUUGCAGAAAGUGUAUUUCUAUAUACACAUAUUCAUGUAAAGACAUGAAAUAUCUUUUACUUUUGUGUACCAUAGUACAUACGACUGUUAAACAACAUCCCUGCAGAAUUUGUAACUCAUGCAUAGCCGCCAGUGUCACACUCUGUGAUUUCAGUGUCUUUCAGAUGCUCUGAAUCCCAUAAUCUCUGUGUUUUUAUAUACUUAUAUUACUUUAACAUAUGUCAAAUAGUCAUAUUUCCUCUCAGGAAGCAGUAUCAGUCUUAAAACAAUGUUUCCAUUCCUCAGUGUGGACCGAGCCACAUUUGCCUCCAUUUGUCAUGAAUGUCCAAAGCAACGUGAAACGUUUUGCACGUGUUACUAAAUGGUCGUCUGUAAAUUUUUUGCUAGUCCAAGUUCAGGAUCUAUUUUGAGGUUGGUCACAUUUCCUGCUUCCUGGACAGGCUUGGAUACUUCUUCAUCUUCGGAGCAGGGUGGCACUGGUGCACAUGUUUCAGUCAAAAGGUAGCCUGAGCAACAAAAGAAUAGGAGAAAUUUUUAAUUACAUUUAAAUCACUUUACACUUUAGAUAAUCAACAACAAAAAACAAAACAAAGCAUGAACUUAUGCACAUUCUAAAAUGCUAAACGUACAAUGCUCAGUGUACCUCCUGACACUGUAUAUUGCUGCAGGGUUAUCUGCUUCAUAAUAAUAAUCUACUAACCGUGCUUGGAUUUGAUCCAGCGCAGAAAGGGACUGAUUUUUGUUCCAACAAAGAAUGCAAUUACUGCAGACAGGAGGCCAAUUAUUAACCAGAUUGUAUCUGCAAGAAUGUGUAAGAGAGACAUUUUUUAAAUAUUUUGAUGAACAUCCACUGGAGAAAGAGGUAAAGUAGUUGCUUGUUCCAGGCAGAACCAGUACCUUUACCUCUGAGUGAUUUAUGGGGUCUCCCGAGUGUGGUGAGGGUGCUAGAUUUCAAGGCUGGAAGGAAGAGAUUAAAAAAAUGUAUCAGCUCAAUGCAGACGUAUUUAAUAGUUCAAUGGAAUAUAAAACUACUCAUGGUUCAGAUUAGUCAGUGAACUCAGUCUGAGGUCUCUUAUUUUGAACACUGUGGUCAGGAAGUCUGGAUUCCUAAUCAUGUAAUGUGAUUUAUAAUUAACUUGUGUCACCUUGUGUGUAUAACCUGAGUCCAUGGAUACUGCAGAGUAAAUGAACAAUUGCUAACUGAGAUGCAAAGAAAGAUUUAUUUGCAUUAUUUUUAAUAAUUACAUCAGGUAAACCGUUUAAGGUUCCUGGGAAUUAGCGUCACAGAUAUGCUGUCAUGGGCAUCACACAUCUCCACCCUGGUAAAGAAAGCUUGGAAACAGCUGUAUUUCUUAAGGAAACUUAACAAGGUCAAAUUCCUGUGCCAAAUUCUUGCUAACUUUUACAGAGGAGCAACAGAAAGCAUCCUGACAUCCUGAGAUGUGCAUGGCCCAGGACAGGAAGGCUCUGCAGUGGGUAAUAAAAAUACAAUACAAGACACCAACCACUCCAGCCACAGUCUGUCACCCUGCUGCCCUCUGACAAGCGAUACAGAAGUAUCUGCUGCUGUACCAUCAGACUACAGAGUGCUUCUUUUCUCAGGCUGAGAGACCCCUCAAUUCAUCCUACAUGAAAAAAAUAUUUUUAUGACUCAUUCCUCAUUCAGUCAUUUCUAUAAUUUUUGUUUUGUGAGUAGCAUAAAGGGACCACAAUAGUAGUAUUUGUUGUAAAAUGCUAAAUAAAUAAACCGUGUACGUUGAAAC